AUGGCAGUUCAUCAGUCGGUUCCUUUGCAAGGUAAACUAAGUCAACAAUUGAAGUUGAGUCAAGAAGAAGGAUCAACUUACUCGGGGUCAAUUCCACCUCAACAACAAUUGAACGACCAUGAACAGCAGCAGCUAGGACAAGAGGAAGCCACACAACUGAGUACAACAUCGCAACCGCGGGACGCCCCUCAAACCCAAACGCAAUCACAGUCCCAGUCCCAGUCACAGUUAAUCCAUGAUCAGCAACAACAAAGACUACAACAUGCAUCAACCACCAAUAGUAACUUGCGCAAAGUAACACAUCCACCAGUACUACGAAUCAUCCCGCCCUUGAAUUUUUGCCCCGUUGAAAAACAAUUGUAUCGAUCAGGGCAACCAUCAAUCAUCAACCAACUGUUUUUGAAUCAAUUAAACUUGAAAACCAUCCUAUGGUUAGCAUCAGAAGAACCCAAUGAUGAUUUUCUUGAUUAUUGUUUAUCACAAUCGAUCAAUAUUGAAUAUGUGGGGAUGUUGAAUGAAUUGAUGGAAUUUGAUAAACAACCACAACUCAACAUGAAUCCAUGGGAUUCGUUAACUGAACCAACAAUAACUAAAGCCCUUGAGCUUAUUGUUGAUAAACUGAAUUACCCCAUGUUGGUAUGUUGUGGAAUGGGAAGACACCGCACUGGGACCGUGGUGGGGUGUUUGAGAAGGCUACAGGGGUGGAAUUUGGCUAGUGUAAGUGAAGAAUAUCGCAGGUUUACUGGGUCUAGGGGCGGUAGGAUCUUGGUGGAGUUGUUGAUUGAAGGGUUUGAUGUGCUGCUGGUUGAUAUUGAUCCGCAGAAGGCGCCUGAUUGGUUGAAGAUUCGAUAA
Molecule: messenger RNA, 852 nt
Organism: Lodderomyces margitis
Lineage: Eukaryota; Fungi; Ascomycota; Pichiomycetes; Serinales; Debaryomycetaceae
Gene: OCA1
Product: putative tyrosine protein phosphatase
Exons: 1
Coding region: 1-852 (283 amino acids)
Biological process (GO): protein dephosphorylation
Molecular function (GO): phosphatase activity
Source: RefSeq, a predicted model, not a curated record